UCCCCUCCCGCCGCCGCCGCCGCCGCCGCCGUCCUCGUCGCCGUCCUCGUCCUCCCGGCGUCGCCGGCGCGAAUUCACCCCCGAGGAGAAGAAGGACGCUCAGUACUGGGAGAAGCGGCGGCGGAACAACGAGGCGGCCAAGAGGUCGCGGGAGAAGCGGCGGCUCAACGACCUGGUCCUGGAGAGCCGGCUGGUGGCCCUGGGCCGGGAGAACGCCGCCCUCCGGGCCGAGCUCCUCGCACUCAAGGCCCGCUUCGGCCUCCUCCCGCCGCCCCCCGUCAAGCUGGAGCCCCCCGAGGCCGGGUCGCCCCGGGGGUCGGAGGCCGACGAGGCCGGGGGCGGGAAGACCCCCUCGGACGGCGAGGACGAACAGCGGGUCCCCAAGGGGCCCGGGCCCGCCGCCCCCGCCGCCCUGCCCCACAAGCUGCGCCUCAAGGUCCGGGGCGCCGCCCCCCUGAAGCGGGAGGGAUCCGAGGCCGACCUCCCGCCCCCCUUCGCCCUCCAGGUCACCCGCCUCCAGGCCUGGGGGCUCUGGCCCCCUCCGGCCCCCGACGGGGGCGGCCUCUCGGACCGCGGGGCGGCCCUCCGGGGCCUGGGCGGGGGCCGGGCCGUGGCCGCCUCGGACUCGGGGUGACCCGCGGGGCGGGCGGGGGGCGGGACCCCCUCCCCGCGGCCCGCUCCGCGCGGGGCCCCGUCCGGAGCGCCGGGAACGGACGGCCCGGGGGUCCGGCGGGCGGAUUAAACGACCUGUCAGUCGGA
This is a messenger RNA of Ornithorhynchus anatinus (platypus), 759 nucleotides long. RefSeq names its product nuclear factor interleukin-3-regulated protein-like. Gene Ontology annotation, biological process: DNA-templated transcription; circadian rhythm; regulation of DNA-templated transcription. The annotation marks the transcript as partial. Lineage: Eukaryota; Metazoa; Chordata; Mammalia; Monotremata; Ornithorhynchidae. The record is from RefSeq and is a predicted model, not a curated record. The transcript has a single exon. Gene Ontology annotation, cellular component: nucleus. Gene Ontology annotation, molecular function: DNA-binding transcription factor activity; DNA binding.